Messenger RNA from Pecten maximus, 7235 nucleotides. RefSeq names its product regulator of G-protein signaling 22-like. Lineage: Eukaryota; Metazoa; Mollusca; Bivalvia; Pectinida; Pectinidae. The coding region runs from base 472 to 4998 and encodes 1508 amino acids. Gene Ontology annotation, biological process: regulation of signal transduction. The record is from RefSeq and is a predicted model, not a curated record. The transcript is spliced from 21 exons. Gene Ontology annotation, molecular function: G-protein alpha-subunit binding.
UAUAGUUUAGAAAGGGCGAUAUUAACUUUAAUUGUUUAUAAUACAGGUCUGUGCGAAGUUUGUCGACUGGUAACUGUUGUGAUCUACAGUGCAUGGGUCAUUGCUCUUUAACAGGCUUCAUUUCAUAGUGACGUCCUCAGUGUUAGCGUGGCCUUGUCUGUCAAUAUCAUCAAUACCAUUUUGGUUAAAGUGCUAGCUGGCUUACGCCCUUGUAUUAACAAAGAAAAGUGUGAGGGGCUAAUGUUAUAUCCUCUAGCAACGCUCUUAUCACCGGCCGGACUUACCUGUCAGAACCCACCUGUAACGAGACAUGUUUACCUGGGAUCAAUCUGAAGUUCCACAGGUCAAAAUGUGACAAAUCUUAAAGUCUACUUGGAAUUUUUCUGACGGAAAGAAAAAAUUCCCGUUAGUAUGGAUUUACUUAAAUGUGACGGGCAUUGAAAAGUUUACUUACCUCAGUGAUAUAGAGCUAUGGAGGCUCAUAUCGUUUUAGGAUUUAAGACUUUGGAGGACUUCCUGGCUACAGAUGAACUGUUUGUGGAAUACUUCAAUGCCUUCCUCACCCUACCAACUUUUCCGGUGCCUUUGUACUUCAACAAGGAGACCGGAGGGUUUGAGGUUGCUACGGAUGCCAAGAAGGAGUUGUCAAAAAAGAUUAAGGCAGCCAUUCGAUCCCAGAAACACACCAGCAAAAUCUAUCGUGUAGUGAAAAAGCACAGUUUCAUUGACAUACCGUUGAUCCCUAUUGAGGAACCAGAGGGGCCAGAGAAUGUGGAAAUCAACACAACAUUCACUGUUACCACCCUGAACAGGGAGCAGGGCAUCCACUGGGUGAAGGAAGUGCGUCUGCCUGCUUUCCUAGAGAGUGACCUAUACCUGGAGUUCCGACUCGCCAAGCUAAUAUCUCAGUCCCAGAUUACGGGGGAACGUGGUGAGUUUGUCCUUCAGAGAAUCGACUUUAUACCUCGGGCACAGAAAGUGAAGAAGGAGGAAGAGGAGGAGGUGGUUAUCGACCCACGGGAACAGAUCAUUAAGGACAUGUAUGUGUGUGUAGGGGAGGCCCUCCCCACACAAACGGAAGCUUGGUUCGCGAUGGCACAAGGGGCUACCACAACUCAUACCACAUACUCGACACAGCCACGCCCUAAAAGUGCUGCUGAUAUUGGCAAACGGCCGAACAGUGCACGCCCUGUGAGUGCCUAUAGUGCUAUUGACAGUUACAACUACUCCGAGAGUGGGCUGGGUAUGUCUGUACGCGGUUCAGUGAAUAGUUCAAUGGGGAGGGGCUACCAAGUAUCGCAAAUGUCAACCAGUGAAGAUGAGGAUGUUUAUUCUAGCAAACUUUUUGCAACAGAUGGAAAACCAAUGACACCCAGACCAUCAGAAAUGAUAUGUUGUAUGGCAGAUGAGCCAUCUAAAAAGUCACGGCCAUUUAGUGCCACUGUGUACAGUACACCGAAGUAUGAUGCUGAUGGGGACAAUGAAUCGGGACUGGGCAUUGAAGAUGACAAGUUUGAUCUGGCCUCGGAAGGUUCUGGUCCACAGGACUUACUUAUAGAAGAUGAUGUCCAAGAUAAAGUCUCGAAUAGUCCUACUGAAGUAAAUGUUGUCUUCAGAGACAUGGAUGAUCUUGGAGCAGCUCUGGUUGGAGCAGUACUGAAACGCUCUAUAGCCUACCUUACCAAUAGAAAUGAAAUAGAAAUUGCAGAGGACCCAGAUAUUCUGAAACAUCUACCACCGACUUCUUGUAAGGACAUGACCUUGGACAUGAUUGACCGUGUAUCUCUUGUGGAAGACAACAAAACUAUUCCGGAAACAGAAGAGGAUAAAGAAGUAAGGUCUGUGACGGAAGUACACAAAAACAAGGACAAAAAAGACGAGGACAGUGACGCAGAUUCUCUUCUCGACAGUGAAGACGACUAUGAAGAGAGAGAUUUGUUUUUCCGUAGGAAGAAGCAAAAAACAUUUAAAUUAACAGAUCGGAAGGGAAUUGAAGCUUUCAAGUUGUUUCUCCAGGGGACAGCAGGGGAGAAGAACUGGCACAUGUGGCUGGACAUUGACCGUAUCCAGUUCUUAACAAAGGGCAAGAGUGGGCCGGUGUUGGAGGUGGCCAUCAGUGGCUACCUGAACGAGAUGCGAGAGCUUUAUCACCGGCCAGGUGCUGUUUAUGAGUUAACUGUGGAACAGAAGAAGAGCCUUGGUCUAUCUGAACCAGCAUCAUGGACCCUGGAAAGACUGCAGCUAAUCCACAACAAAAUAGCAGAACCCCUGGUUCUGUACUGGGCUCCGCGUUUCCUCCUGAAGCAGAGCCUGAAAUCCGACCCCGCAAAGAAUGAGUUGUACCACAAUAUGUCUCUACUCCGCCUGAGUACUGAUGGAGUCCAUCCCAACCCUCCUACCACCAAGUUACUGCCCCUCCGACCUAAGUCUUGUGUGCCGAAGAUCACCACACCCCAACCGCCCACCCCUCCAUCCAGUGUACCACUGACAUCCCCUCCUGUAGGAUACAAACGUGUGUAUGCCCAGAAUGUAUUGUCAUCAGCAACUAAGGAUAAGAAGAAAGAGCUCAUCACACCCAGACUUCAGAACUCCAAAACUCCUGUCAAAAGGUCCUCAAUAGGAAGUGCUAGUUCAUCACGCCCAUCAUCUGCUGUUCGCCAGCCCCGUCUUCCAUCUGCUAGACCAGUCUCGGCCCUUCCAGCCCAGUCAACUACCCGCCCAGUGUCUGCCCGACCAGUGUCUGCCAGACCUUCUGCUUGUGUGGAAAGACAGACGUCACGGACACGCCCCUCCUCUGCAGGAUCUACCCCGAGUACACCCCUGGAGCAGGUAGACCACAAGGAGGUGGAGUCGUUACUUCAAACCUUACAUCAUGAGAGAAUAGCUGGUGGCUUCUUCAGGAAAUAUGUUGAGAAGACACAGAAGAGGAAAUGGAUCAACUGUCUCAACUUUUGGACCGACUUACAAGAAUUCCAUCUCCUGUUUUAUGCUGAUUCUAUCGACCCAGCCAUUGUGACUAGGAAAGCUAAGAUAUUAUAUUCCCAAUACAUUGUGGUUGGGUCCUCAAGAAAUAUUGGAUGCAGUUCUGUGAUAUUCCGUGAGAUUUACCGUUGCCUGGAGCCUGCCUUUGAGGACUUGUUUGACGAGGCAGAGGAACUAGCAUUAUCAGUGCUCCUUGUACCUUGGGUCCAAAUGAUCAACUCUGACAUGAAAACAUACGGCAAGGUGGAGCUUAUUGAGGUGAAAAAACACCUGGAGACAAAGUCCAAGUAUGUUCUUACGUUACAGAAGAAAGGGCUUAUAAAGGAGAGAGUGAUCACACCAGAUGAUCCUAUGGAUGGAUAUGAGGAUCCGGUGUAUGAUGAAAACCUAAUUAAUAAUAUACCUGAUGAGUUUAAAGAUCAUUCCUUGGACAAAUUAGUCCAUAAUCGCAUAGAGCUUGAACAUUUCCGCAACUUUUUGAGUGAGAACUAUGCCAGUAUGGAUCUUCUGUGCUGGAUGGAGAUUGAACAGUUCCGACGUAUGCCGCAGAACGAUGAGCGGAGACGUGAUGAUAAAGCUAGAGAACUAAAAAAUAAAUUUUUGAACAAAAAAUAUUUCUUUGGUCCAAACAGUCCUGCUGGGAAAGCGGCCCAAGAUAAGAUAAUGGCAGAUGCAGGUGGCUGGGGUAAAUUAUUAAACGAACGUCCCCCAAACUCUGUCUUGUUGGAAGCCCAGAAGUAUGUAAGGGAAAGACUGGAAAAGAAAUGGCUGCCUUUAUUCCUAGUCACCCCCGCCUUCGCCGAGCGCCAGAAACCCAACGCAGGCAUGGAUGAUGUGGUUGAUGAUGUUAUGGUUCAAAAGAGGAAGAAAAGUCAAGCUGUACUCAAGCUUUUGGAGAGUAGGUGGAUAUCCUCAUCCAAGGAGAUCAUCACGUUCCGUAGUGCCCUCCUCAACCCUAUCACUGCCCUACAGUUCCGUCGCUAUGUGUCCAUCAAGGGCGACACACUGGAGAAUGAUGUAUUGUUUUGGCUGGAGGUCCAACGCUUCAAGGAUGUGAAUCAUACUCACAGUGACGAAACGUACAUCCUUGGGAAAAUCAACGCCAUAAUCAACUGUUUUAUUGACUCGCCAAUUCCUCCGAGUCUGCAAAUAGAUAUCACAGGGGAUAUGGCGGAGAGAAUACUAGAACACAAGUACGAGAGGAAUCCCUAUCUCUUUAGGGAGUCUCAGUGUGCUGUUUUUCGUACUCUCUUCCAACACUGGAAUGACUUCUGUGAGUUCAGAUCUAACGUAGCCGAUGAUAAGGUUCUACCGACGAUAGAAAGGCGGCGACGACAUGCCAAGAUAAAAGAGAGACAGAGACAGAAAAUGGAGGAUGAGAAAGCACUCAAGGAAAACAACAGACAAGCUGAGUUGGAGGUUGACGAUAGAGAAGAGGCGGAGAGGCGGGCGGCUCUAGGUCUGGCCCCAGGGGAUGAUUUGGAGGCGUAUCAUGACCCGUUUGCCCACCAGCAGGGUGAGGGUAGUGAGAUGGGCGAGGAAGAGGAGGUGGGAGGCAAGGACAAGAUCUCGUGGUCCUACUCUAACUAUAUGAAUGCUUUACAUAAGGAGGACAUUCUCAACAAUACAGACGAGUCAACAUUUAGCUCUCUCAUGUCCGACUCCGUCUCUCAGAAAGGCAGUGACAUUGGAGAGAAGGGCUCGGUGAUGAGCACCAGACCGUCGGACACCAUCAACACCACCAACAGUAGUGCAGGCAAAAAGGAGACUAAGUCUGAGCACUCCCAGACAGAUAAACCAGAAAGGAAGAAAUCAGUGAAAAUCUCUGACCCGCCGCAGAGGAAGUGUGAGAGUCCAGCGAAAGGCGAGGUCAAAGGAAAGAAGAAGCCAGAUGCAGUGACAAGGCGAGCAAGUGGAGAUGUGACAAAAAUGGAACCACUUAAAGAGGAAACAGAGGAAGAGGGUUCAAAAUCACCUACAGAUAAGAAAGUGAAGGGCAAGGCUCAGAAAAGAUGAUUGGUUCAUGUGUUUCUAUGACAACUCCAUGACGACAUGGCAUGGCAGCAGAUGCUUUUAGAACAGAAAAAGUACGGACCUGUGAUUUUUAUAUUUCAUUUUUUCUCCUGAAUUAACAGCAAGACAAAGAGGAUUAGGGAGCCUGAAUCUUCGGAUAGCCAUGAUAAUGAGUGCACACAGCUGAACUUCAUCAGACCUGGGGUAUCAGACCAGCUCAGCAUAAUCAUAGAGACUUCAUCAGCCUGAAUCUUCGGAUAGCCAUGAUAAUGAGUGCACACAGCUGAACUUCAUCAGACUGAAUAUUAUUCAAGAUGUGUUUUGACUGACUCCAUUGAUGUUAAUAAUGUGAUUUACAAAUUUUCUAAUCAGCUAAUUUAAGAUCAAGAAAACAAUAUUGGAGACUUUCUUAAAAGAAGUGCUGUUAGUAGAAUGAUCUGUUGUUAGUCCAGCUCAGCAUAAUCAUAGAGACUGGUCAGUAAACUUACUGACCAGAUCUACAGACAUAUAUAAACUAUAGCUAAUCAUUUAUUGUCAGUGCCUUUGUAUCCGUCCCUUAUAUAACUGAGACAUGUUUAACAACGUGCCAAAGUCACGGUUUUAGUUUCAUUCAGUGUUUCUUGUGAGAAACAUGAUCUCAAACUCGUGGUUGAUUUUCACCUCAGUUUGUAAUUUAAAUUAUGAUUCAUUAAUUUGAUGAUUCUUUAUUCCUUUAAGGUUCAUGAAAUAAAUUUAACAAAGUGUCUCAAUUUUCAUAGUCACAAACCUUUAUAUUAACUAGUCCGAAUUAAUUAGUUUUUCAUGCAUGUAAUUUAUUUAUUUAAGUUCCCAUGACUUUGAAUAUGUAGUGUCUUCUACAUAUAUGUACAUACAUGUAUAUUUAUGUACUAGAUAUAUAUAACCAUAUGCAUUUCUCUGACUAUAAUGCAGACUUAUUUAGUAAUGAUGAUGUUGAUGAUGUUGAUGAUGAUUAUGAUGAUGAUGAUGAUAUGGUGAUGAUGAUGAUAUGAUGAUGAUGUUGAUGAUGAUGAUGAUGAUAUGAUGAUGAUAUCAACAUUUUUGAUAUAUGAUAGAAUUGAGAUAAAGAGAAUAAAUUCCCAGAUCACUAAGAUCAUUGGAUGAGCUUGCAUUUAAAUGAUGUUUAUGGUUGUAAUGACUUGAUUAUGAACAGAUAUAAUUAUAACUAUUGUUCAAAAUUAUCGACUGCAUAAAAUUUUGAAAAUGAAAAUUUUAAGCAGAUUUGGUCGCAAGUCAUAAGUCGUGUUUUGAUUCGUUUAAAUUAUAUUGAUAUUCAGUGACAUUUUUCUGUUAUGCUGUUUUCUGUAUUGUUGACAUAUUUUUAUGAAAUCUUGUGUAAAUCAAAGUGCCUGAUGUGAUAAUAGUACUUUUAAAUAGAUAAUAAUUAUAUUUACAUCAUAGAUAUAUUGUAUCAUUUAAUAUUUUUAAUUGUAUGUCUGUUUUUUAUGACAAUGUAUUUAGUUUUGUAUCUAUUUUAAUUAACUUCCAAAGCUAAGGCUGUGAUUUUGGUAGCUUUGUUUUUAUUUUGUUAUUUUUUUGAAACUGAAAAAAUGUGGUAGCAGAACAAUGUAGCUAUAAAGUUAUUCAAAAGCAAUACAUAUAUAUAUACUUAUAAACUAUCUAUCUAUGCAUCGUUUCUAGGCAUAUGCGCCUAUGGAUAUCAAAAGAAAUAAGACCAAUUUUAAAUCUAUUUGAAUUGAAAGGAAUUGCUCCAAUUAUGAUUCGGCAUCCAAGUUUAAAUAUUUGAAAAUGGAGGGUUAGUUGAGACACGAGGUAAAAUGUUCAAAUAAUUGAUUCAGUCAAAGCUUCAUUUCGUAAUAUGAAUGGAGGAUGGACAAUAGACAACAAAUUGCUCAGUUAUUAGUUAUUAGAAGGUGCUGCCUUAUUGGUAACUAGUGAUUAUAUCCUUUUUUACUUACAUAGCUCAUGCAUCCUCUGUAUUUAUAUCAAAUUCAUUUUCUCCUGCACUUAAAACAAGUAACAGUGUCUUUCCACAAAAAGUUACAUGUGAUCAUUCACAGUAUCUAUCUCGGAUUUUCAUAUUAAGUACCAGUAAAUUUCCCCAUUUUUCACUAUAUAUUUUCAACAUCAUGCAUAUUUUUAUAUCAAUCAGUUUCUUGAUAAGAAAAAGAAAUUUGUUUACUUGUUCUUUCGAUAAUAUGUAGACAGUAUAACAUAUACAUUACCAUUCAAAUAAAUUUUCUGCCGAAAUAACAUGAAAA